AUGGCGAACCCUCUUGACCCUCGCGCACUCCUUGCGCUCGUGGCCUCCCUCGCACCGUCGGUCCACGGCAGCUCGCCCCUUCCGCACCCAACCGACGCUGCCGCGGCCUUAGUACACGCGAUCCACACCGCCCUCGACUUCCGCCUGGUUCCGUCCACGCCGACGCCGCAGGAUCCCGAUGUCGGCGUGCAUAACGAACCUACCGAGCUCGACGCCUGUGCGGAUGACGACGCGCAAUCCGAGACGGCCACUGCGGUGGACCCAGACGAAGGCGAGCCGGCCGAGAACGCGCUGCCCGCGACCUGGAACGCUCGCGGCGAGGACUCGUACAUGUUUGAGUAUCGGCAUGGACAGAGCGCCAUGACGUUCCGCGUGCGUGUUGGUCGUAUGGGGAACCGGAUCCAGGUGGACGCAAUGCCUGAGGACGGUCCUCCACACACUAUCUCGCUUCUCGUGAACGACUUACUCGAUGCAUCGGCAUUCCCGGUUCCACCCGGGCAGGCUGCGAACGCGGAGGGUGAUGCGCAGGCGCGCGCUCUAGGCUUCCGCUCUCUGGAUGCCGUGCGCACGUUUAUCGACCAGUAUAACCGAGACAUUAUCGCACGUCUUAUCCCAGGCUUGCAAAAGGAGGGCUAUCGCGCGCCCAUGACCUCUUCCGCGCCACGUGUGCCGCGUCCUGAUCGCCCGCACCAGCCUGAACCCAGUGGUGGACCCGCGCGUCCCUCACCUCUCAUGGACCCGCUGCACCCUGCUGCAGGACCAGCCGGAAUCCCUGCUGCAUCGGUCGGUCACCGCGACCUCGAUCCCCUAGGCGGACGUACUGGCCCCGGAUUCAACCGUCCGGAAUUUGACCGUGGCGGAGGUAUGCUGAUGGACUUCAACCACCCUCUGUUUGACGGCAGGCGCGGCGACGGACGGGGGCAGGGCCCGGGUGGUAUGAUGAACCCUCCUGGCUCGCGCUGGGACCCGGUUGGACCUGAGGGCCCACUCGGCCCGCGCUUCCCCUCUGCUGGUGGUAACCCGCUCAGCGGGUUUGGCACGACGGACCCGGAGUGGGGUGACGAGAUGCCUCCUCCUGGUGAGCACGGCCCGGAUCCGAGCGGACGCUUCGGACCGCGCCGUGGUGGUGGUGGCGGUGGUGGCUUUGGUGGGCCAGGCAUGGGCGGAGGGUUCGGUGAUCUCGGCCGAUUCGGUGGUGGAGGCCGCUUUGGCGGGGGUGGGGGUGGAGGCAUGUUCAUGUGA
Cutaneotrichosporon cavernicola is the source of this 1242-nucleotide messenger RNA. RefSeq lists its product as uncharacterized. NCBI's taxonomy places the organism in Eukaryota, Fungi, Basidiomycota, Tremellomycetes, Trichosporonales, Trichosporonaceae. Gene Ontology annotation, biological process: proteasome-mediated ubiquitin-dependent protein catabolic process. The record is from RefSeq and is a predicted model, not a curated record. Gene Ontology annotation, molecular function: proteasome binding; endopeptidase inhibitor activity. The transcript is spliced from 4 exons. Bases 1 to 1242 code for a protein of 413 amino acids.